AUGCGCCCUGUAGCAUCCACUCCGAACGUUCCUCCGCGCCCUGCGGCAUCGAACCCUACGUUACCUCAACUGCCCGUAGCCGUAGUGUCGGAACUGGUAGCUCUGUCGGAAGGACCUGUGCCUCCUGCGCCGGCGACUGGCAAUCUUCCCUCACGUCCGCGUCGCCCGCUUCCUCGCCCGCCCCCCAAGUUGGUACCGUCAACUGGCUCCACGUCAACUGCCUUUCUCGCACUCCCAACUCUCGUGUUGGCGCCAGCGGCUUCCGCCCCCCGCGCCCCUUUCCCCGAGUCCCCUAUGCCUGACCUCACAUCACCGAAAGCCUCCCGCUCCUCGUACACCCCGUGGGCAAACUGGACGGAUGGGUUCUACCUCCGGCAGACGAUCAUCGACCACACGAACAAGCGCGUCCAGGCGACCUUUGAUGUCCCAUGGGACGAGAUGCAGGUCGGCGCGGACGGGCUCAGCCCGUGGAUCUCAGCGAGCCGAGAUCCGGGCUGGGCGGUAUGGGAAGUGGCGCGCCGGCUUGCCCAGGUCCCCGGCGAGAGCGUGCACAUCGCCGUCAUAGCAAUGCAACCCAAAGCUCUGCUCACUCCUGCUCGCGGCGCGGCUGGCGAAGUCGUGCUCGACCCUUACGCCACCCUCCUUGACUGCAAGCGGAAGAAUAUCGGCACCGCUACUCAGGGCCGUAUGACUAACAACGCGAAAGAGGCAGUCGAGCGGUCGCUUUUCGGUGUCAACGCGAGCAGUGAGGUUCUAUUCUACGGUCGCAUCUUUGCGGACAGCAUCGUCUCGGUGAUGGAGUUUACGCACGAUCAUCUCCCACUCGGCCUACCUCCACACUGGCUCGCACAGCCGGGCAAGACCUGGAUGGACUCGUUGGUCUGGGAUCCUUACGAGCAGGCCUACGACUGGCACAAUGCCCGCCAGCGUAUCGCGACCGUUGCGGCCGGAGGAGAACUCCCGUCCCUCGGCAAACUCACGACUCGCACAUCGUACGCACCUCAUCCCUCCGUCACACGCAGGGGGACGAUAUCCAGCGUCAACAUCUCAAUCCAUACCGGUCAGAACGGUGAUCUGGAGGACAUCGCUCCCGGCGCCCACACAGUUCCCACCGACGCGAAAGUCCAUUCAACUUACUCGCGCCCUGCUGAGCCGAAGACUAUUUUAAACCCGGCCCCUCCCAAGAUGCCGCGCGCCGCUCGCCAGCGGCCCAGAGAUACCCCUCCACGCCACCAGCGCCAACCUCCUUCCAAACCGUACGGCGUCACUGAUCAAACACAGCGUAUGUCCCAUGGCAUAUCCGACAACGGCUGGUAG
Molecule: messenger RNA, 1317 nt
Organism: Cutaneotrichosporon cavernicola
Lineage: Eukaryota; Fungi; Basidiomycota; Tremellomycetes; Trichosporonales; Trichosporonaceae
Exons: 2
Coding region: 1-1317 (438 amino acids)
Source: RefSeq, a predicted model, not a curated record